AUGGUCCCUCCUAUGCUUGUACAGGACGAGCAUGACCAAGACAUUGGUUAUGCUGCGCCUUCUUCUGAUUGGGUAGGAGCCUCUUUGAACAAGUUGGCAGCAUUGAAAACCCUGCUUGUCUGGUGCAACGCCCAGAACAUCAAAGCUCCACGCUAUACCUUGGAUUGUUCCAUUGACACUUUGAUGGGAGGUGGAGAUGGCUAUGACAAACCUUUUAUUAUCCUGCUGACAGCCACUAUUCUUGAUCAAAUGCGGGAGGGUGAUGAAGCCUUGGUGCGCAUCUUGCUUGCACUCAAGACUGCGAAGGUGCUCAGCAUCCCGCAAUGGCAAAGAGCUCAGGGGCCAAGCUCCGCAAGAUUGUUCAACCUCAUGACCCAACUCUGA
This is a messenger RNA of Seminavis robusta, 384 nucleotides long. The record is from the annotation of a GenBank genome assembly. Lineage: Eukaryota; Bacillariophyta; Bacillariophyceae; Naviculales; Naviculaceae.